AGAGGCUGGCCUCAGUCGCCCGCGACAUUCGGUCCGCGAUACGAUUCGGUGUAAUCUCCGUGUAGCUGGACUCGAGCGAGCAGUGUGCCGGUAUCGGCGGCGAGGACGCGCGCGCGUUUCGUUCGUUUUCGAGGAAAGUGAGCGUCGGAAAGGAAAACGGUAAUCACGUCGAUUCGAUCGUACAUCGAAAUCGAAUCGGGCGUUUAGAGGCUCGAGUAGCCGGAUCGAAUUGUUGCGAACGAGUGACAGGAAAGAUAGCAAACGCGCGAUGGACGCGGAGACGGUAUUCGAAGCAAGAAGGCGUGAGACGUGAGCAGGAUCGUUGCGUCGCGAAUCGUAGAAGGUUUCCCAUUAGGAGGACAUUGUUGCGGAAUCGAGCGAACUGGAACGUGGCCAAAAGCAAGCGUCAUACGGGACGUUUCGAUAUUCCCUGUUUCAUCGGGUCACGCGCGAUUUGUACCACGUGGUUCGACUGUGAUCCCAUCACCGUUACGUUGAUUCUCGAAGCUCGGACACUAAUAACCGCCUUUGGCGAUCUAUCCGCGCUGCCAUUGCCAGCGAAACACGGCCGAUCAUUAAUGUCUCGAUCGGGACACCGGUCGGUCGCGGAUCUCAGUGAGACGAAGUGCCACUGCGCUUUGAUCGCGAUGCAUCGUUGAAUAAAACGAACCGUGUGGUUUUCCAGCGACGAACAGACCAAGCUCGGAAUCGCGAUCGUGAGAAUCGUGAGGAUCGCGUGUCGCUAGGAUAAUGUAAGGUGCUCCGAGGAAUACGGUUCCGAAGACGAAAUGACGCGCGACAGGAGGCUGCUGUUACUCGUGAUCCUUCUGAUGGCAUACGGUCUGUUCGCGAUCGAGGCUAGGCAUCGUCCCCACGAAAACACUGCUAACGACGACAAGCACAGACACAGGCACAGACACGAGUCAUUCAAUGGGAGGAGAAAUCGCCAUGACCUGGCCGACAGACGAUCAUCGCCUUGGUCGCAGGAACUCGACUACGAGGAUGGCUCGUUGGUCGACCGAGAGGAUCAAAAGGACGAGGAGGACGAUGAUUACGAUGUUCGCCCCUAUUACGAGAGAUCCUAUCCUCGGACCUCGAGGAUUGCCGUUCACAGCCGGAUGUUCGAACCGCGUUACCAGACUAGGUAUCAUCGAGGCGGUUAUCGCGGAACCGGCUGGUACGAGGAGGACGAACAGAAACGCAGAGGUUCUUCUCGAUACGCCGGUCGAAGCUACAGAAUGAGAUUCGAGAGGACCCACCACAGGCUCGACUAUCCGAGGAAUCGCGCCUGGGACUACGAUUCGGCUGAAGACGGAUUCGAUUACGAGAAACCGCGGGCGUACAAUGAAAACAGCCCCGACGGGCAUCGUCCUUGGUGGAAAAAUGGGAGGAAACACAGAGUCGGUAUCUUUAGACACGACUGGCGCCUCGACGGUAGGAAGAGACAUCGCUCCGGCGACUCGGAACCAUCGAGGAGAUUAGACGAUUGGAGGAGGUCGAACUUCAGCGAGUCUAAGCCCUCCCACUCUAAGACCGACAGGAGGAGGAUCGACAGCUUCGAGGAUUACGAAUAUCACGUGGACGAAUUUGACGACGCGGAGAACGACGAAGACGACGCCUCGAAGGAGACGGAGGAUGAGGAUCUGGACGAAGACGAGCUGGACAACGAUUUCUAUAGAAGCGAGAAGAAACCGCCGCUGAAAACUUACGACGACAUCAUCAGAAGGUUGACGUCCGAUGAUCCAACGACUCCCAGACUCACGGUCAAGAGAGACUACAGAAACAUCGAGAUGGAUAGAUACGCGAAGAGCGACGGCUUCGGGAAUUUCAGAUACGAGCCGAAAAAUCUCACCAGGCCGCUGGAUCGCGAUCGUGGAAAGAUCGCCGGCCUUCCCUACGUUAACUCCGCCUCUGGUCAUCGGUCUCCGAGGAAGUUCGACGAGAAUUUACCCGGCAAACUGUCGAGUUCGUUGGUCGAGCGUAAAUCGUCGAAGAACGCCAGCAGCCUCGUGACGAAGAGCUUCGAUCAGCCAGCGAACAAAGCCGGCUCGAAGAUCGACGAUACUCAGCCGAAGACCAAGAGUCUCGAGCAGGAUUACGACGAGUAUCUGAAUACUUCGGACAACGAGAAGGAGGAGGAUCUCAUCAAGGCUGGAGUCGAGGAAGACACGGACAUGCAGGCAGACGUUACUAAUACGGACUACGCCGAGGACGAGGACGAAAACGAAACUCCGGCCACGACCACCUCGUCAACGACGACCACCACCACCACGACCACCACGACUACCACUACCACCACACCAAAGCCUGUGGUUACCCAGAAUUACGAUUACCGGGAUCCGAGAACGUAUGAGGGUGGGACAGGGGCGCAGUACAACGGCUACCAAUCGAAAAGUGACUACCCGUCGAUGUCGGCGCACAGCGUUCACAAGUGGCAGUCUCUGGGUACUCGAGAGAGCGUCAAAGAAACCAGAAGCAACAUGCAGCAAUACAAUAAGAAUGGGAAGACGGCGGAAAUCCGAGAGGCUCUUCAACACGCGAUGAAGGUAUCGCGAGAGGGCAGCUGCCGAUGGCCACGACCGAGGGUGAUUCCGGUUCGUGACGUUUACCCAAGCCCGUCGACCACCUACAUUCCACACUGCGCCAUCUUGCACAGGUGCUCAGACGACACCGGAUGCUGCAGAUCGGAAGCGCUCACCUGCGUGCCUAAGCUCUCGCACCGCGUCGAGCUCUCCUUCUAUAUCAUGUUUCGGCGUUAUUCGGAUUCGAACCCUGCAAGAUGGGAUAAGAGACUAGGUACGCCACUGCAGCGCAAAAUUUAUGAUCACGAUUUCUCGGCCAGGCUAUUCGUCAGGGACGAUCGCGAAUCUCAAUCCUGGCGUAGCGUCUUGACAGAGUACGUCGGAGAGGAAGGAAGACAGCCUACGAGCACAGUUCGUAUUACAGAGACCCCGGCAAGAUCUUCGCGUUUUGUCAACUGGAAAGGAACCGACCGAAGCAAUUUGUCCUCCACGACGAACGUGGGCGGCAGCAGCGUAGUGGAAAAGCUAUCGUUCUACAACCACACGGAAUGCGAGUGUCGAGAGAGAACCGAAUACGACACGAGCAACGAGAAACCCUCCGAACAGAGAGUCUACAGGCAUCAUCAGUCCUCCCCGCAACCUCAGAACAUGAGAAGGGCACAGCCGAGAAAGCCGUGCCGGUGUCCUUCGGAAUUCACACCGAGGAUGACGCUCGAAGGCGUCUGCCAGUGCACCUGCUUCGAAACUGACCAGAACUGUAUCAAGAUCAAGCGAGGAAAAGGAUUCUUCUCUCUUCGCGAUAGAUUAUGCAUUCAAAAUGAGGAGUGCGCGAUGCCAAUCUGCGAGUUUGGUGAAUAUAUGGGGCGACGAGGCAAGUGUCCUCGGAAACAAGACAAAUUCGAUGCGAUUGCCAAUUACCACACGAACUUUAACCACCGAUUCAGGAGCUAGAGAAGCGGGAGAGGAAAGAGAGCAAGUGUUAAUGAAGAAGAAACUGAGGAGGAAGAAGAAGAACGAACAAGUCAAAAGUGCGUGGAACGCGCGCGACGUACAUGAAACGAACGGUGCCAUCUUUUCCGAGUACCUUUGCGUAAGACUCGAUAUAUGUAUACAUAUGUACCCCUCGAAGCAGUUAUAUAUAAAUGUAUCCUGCUAUUUUCGCCGUCAACCUUGUCACUAUAUUUUGUCCUUUUUUUUCUAUCGUUGCGAAUGGAGAAAAGUUCGAAUCGGUGAUUGCGUGCAGUGAUUAGACACAUAACGAAGCGCUACUAUAGUCGAACGUGAUUAUUCGUAUCAUAUACGUUUCGAUAUUAAUCGCCCUUUGAUUCGUCUCGAACAGCAAAGUUUGGAUAUUAGUAAAAAUAGAAAAGCUUCUUGUGUAAUCAGUUUAAAAUAUAGGUCGUUAUACUCGAAUCUUGAUCCAAACACUGUUCAAAGAUCGAGGGGCACGAAUAUUUUGAUCUUGUAAAUUGCAAAUAACCGAUUUGUUCAGCUGUGGCUGAAAUUUAUUAGAUCUGAUGAGAGAGAGAGAGAGAGAGAGGGAGAGAGAGAGAGAGAGAGACGCGAUUGCUCCUUAUAGCCAAUAGCGCUAGCAGCGCCAGUUUUGGAAUUGGUGAUAAAAGACUUGAUUGUCAUAGGACCACGAGCCUAGUCCGAGAUUCUGUCCCUAUUCUGUACCAGACGAUUCUCUUUGAAAGUUCGAUAGACUAAGCGAUAGACUAACAGACAGUCGAUCGGCUAUGUAGAGAAUAUCGAUGGUUGUAUACCAAAGCGAAGAAACGGUGAACGCGAGAAGUAACCGCGCAGAGACCUAACAUGAGUCCGUCAACGUACUCGUAUGUUCUUAUGUUCCCGCAUGAAUACGCCGAGGACAUUUAGAAAUCGUGCCAUAACGUGGCAUCCGUAUUCCAUUAUGUUUAUAUGUACUUUAUAAAAGAGCAAAUCGACACGACAGCAACAAAAGACGAAUGGUACGAGCAUACAACGAACAUUUUCUCGAUGGAUCCACCGCAGGAUCAUCGUUAACCUAUGCAAACGACGGACCUUCGAAGUAUACGAGAAGAAAAGGAACAAAGUACGAUUGGCUCGAUGUGUUAUUCGAGCUGUGAACAUUUCGUAUCGCACCCCCUAAACGUGUUUUGUACGCUUUUAUAUACAUUAUUAUAGUAUGUACGUACGUAGUAGCCGACUUGAUCGUGAAACCGAUUUCAUAGCUGAUCUAGCAUUUACGUGACCACGGAAACAUCAUGUACAAUCGGGUGUAGAUUACCAUUUCACUUGCACUCAAUUUCACUCCUGAAACUUUUAUGCGCGUCCAUUAUGAACUACGAUCUGAAAUUGUCAUUUCAAAUAUGACGAAAACGUAUUCAUACAGAUGGCAUUCAGUUGCGCUGUUGACUAUUUAAUCUUUUACGCUUGAUCUGUGGUCGAAUGUACACGAUGAAUCAAGACCGUCUUUUUCGAUCUUUUUGUGCCGAAUAUUCUAUCGUUAAUCGCGAAUAUGUACAGAACGCCAUUCGACAUUCAGCUUACUAUUGUACUCGCUACCACUUCUAGGCAAUAUACAUAUAUAGACGUAGGCAACAAAUCAAGCAGUACAGUUGUAUAAAGAAAUUCAUGAGUAUCAUUUCAAUAAAAUUUCAAUUUACCUCUAAGCAAA
Molecule: messenger RNA, 5181 nt
Organism: Bombus pyrosoma
Lineage: Eukaryota; Metazoa; Arthropoda; Insecta; Hymenoptera; Apidae
Exons: 7
Coding region: 789-3473 (894 amino acids)
Biological process (GO): hemocyte migration
Cellular component (GO): membrane
Molecular function (GO): growth factor activity
Source: RefSeq, a predicted model, not a curated record